This is a messenger RNA of Aspergillus wentii DTO 134E9, 3447 nucleotides long. RefSeq names its product MET18/MMS19 family protein. Gene Ontology annotation, biological process: iron-sulfur cluster assembly. The transcript has 6 exons. The record is from RefSeq and is a predicted model, not a curated record. NCBI's taxonomy places the organism in Eukaryota, Fungi, Ascomycota, Eurotiomycetes, Eurotiales, Aspergillaceae. Gene Ontology annotation, cellular component: cytosolic [4Fe-4S] assembly targeting complex. The coding region runs from base 63 to 3227 and encodes 1054 amino acids.
CGGAGGAGGGGAUCUGCUUGCCCCUCGUUGAUUCUCGGACGCCAGUCAAUUGGGAUCGGAAAAUGUCAGCCCUGCAGACAUUUAUGCUGGUCGUGGACCACGACAAGCAAGAAGCUAAGCAGAUCGCUGAACGAAUUGCCCAUGAUGUUGUGAACAAGAAGACAACCUUGAUCGAGGUCGUGCAAUCUCUAGGAGAAUAUAUCAACGAUGAAGAUCCAAUCAUACGAGGAAAAGCAGUGUCCUAUCUCUCAGCCGUCGUCAAACCCCUCCCUUCGAACUUCCUCACAAGACAACAAGUUCAGGUUUUGACAACCUUCUUUUGUGAUCGUAUCGAAGAUGCAGGUGCUAUCCCUGGAUUGGAGACAUUGCAGAACGCAGAUAGAUUUUACAAAGAACUGGCCGAAGAAGUGGCGCGAGCAAUAUUUGAGCAUUUUCAAGAUCUACAGUCUCGGUCACAAUCCCAAAGAUUCCAGGUCUAUCAGUUAUUAAAUGAUUUGAUGUCCAAAUAUCGAAGCGCUCUAAUCGGUAUGGGUGAUGAAUCGCUUGUUGGGAUAGUCGACCUUAUGACCGGGGAGAAGGACCCCCGUAAUCUCAUGCUCAUAUUUUCGAUACUGAAAGUGGUGAUGCUAGAAUGGGAUAUCUCAACUCAUGUCGAGCUCCUUUUCGAUGCAGUAUACAACUAUUUCCCAAUCACCUUCAGACCCCCGCCGAAUGACCCAUAUGGAAUCACUGCGCAAGACCUGAAAGACCGUCUUCAAGAUUGCGUAUCCUCAACAGGGCGCUUUGCUCCACACUCCAUUCCAGCUCUUUUGGAUAAACUCGACUCCACUUCCCCGAAUGUUAAGAAAGAUGCACUUAAUGCGUUGAUCGCCUGUAUCUACUCUUAUGAUCCAGACUCAGUAUCCAAAUACUCGAUCACGAUCUGGGAUACUUUGAAAUUUGAAAUUCUCAACGCCCAAGAAGAAUUUCUCUCCGAGCUUUCCCUGCAAGCUUUGCAAGGUAUUGCUAAAAGACUCUCGGAAGGAGUCACGGAAGUCACACAAGAACUGCCACUUGCACAAUUCCUGAAGCCCAUCACAGCGGAGUGUAAUGACCAACUGCGAGAACCUCAGCAAAAGCAGGCAAAGCCUGCCCAGCAAAUUUUGAGGUCUACGUCAGCGUCUUCCACAGCCUCGUUCACCUUGACGGUUCAGACUGUUGUUGCGCCACUCUUGACAAUCUACCAGGAAGCCGAUGGUAUUGCUAAACAAAGAGCUAUACUAGAAACGCUUGUGGUCUUGUUUGAUUCGGCUAUUGAAGUGUUUGGGGAAUGGACAACGCGCGAGCCUAUGGUUGCUGCUCUGAAUCCUUUGCUUGAAUUCAAGGACCAGUUCUCAGAUGUUUUUGGUCAGGCCUUGAUGGGGGCUGCAAAGGAGGAGGUAUCUUUCCGAGUUUCCGCCCUGAAAGGCUUUCUGCGCCUUUCCACCUUGCGUGAAUUCUUCCAAGACAACGAAGUUGGAUUAUUCGUGCAAUAUCUUGAUGAAAUUCUGCUCAAAGAAGAGUCUGCGGGUCGGGAUGAUUUGAAAAAGGAAGCGAUUGUAGCUUUGGCUGAGAUAUCGAAGCACAAGCCGCGACUGAUCAUGGAUAUAACUUUCCCUGCAUUUGUGGCGACUCUUCCCGAUAGUGAUGAGGAGGGAAGUGCCAGCUACAUGACAACACUUGAACAUCUUGCACAGAUUAGCGUCGAAAAAGACAUCUUCGAGACAUUAGUCCGUCGGCUACUCAGCAAACUUACUAUUUUGCUGCAGAAGGAACAGCCCGGAUCUGUCGCAUACCCCAGAGCCAUUCUUCUGACCAUUCUAUAUGUUAUGGACCAAAGGAAAAUGGACCAAGAUCCAAAUUUGGAUCUUUACUACGAAAAGAUCGUGGUCUGCCUCUGCCGUAGCGUUGCAGUUUCGGCUUCUGGGAAAGCCAGCAACAGAAUAUUGAACGAUUCGACCGUCUUGGAUACGCUGGGAAGACUCUGCAAUCUCAUUGUUAGGUCUCUUUCGAGGGAAAAGCAGGAUGAGGUUGCAAGGAAUGUCUACAGGCUGUUCACUGAUGAUUUUGCGCCAAUUCCGUUUGCACAAUCCCCAAGCGAAGAUCAACAGCGGUCGAUGAUUAUCUCGACGUAUUUGCUUGCAGGACUGCCAAAGGAUUGCACAAACCUGCCUUACGCUGACCCCGACAUGUCGGGUUUGCUGUCAGACCUCAUUCAACGAUCAGUCGCAGAGAGCGAGCCAACAACUCGUCUUGCUUUCCUUCGCCACUUUUCCUUACUAGUCAACAAGUACCUUUCGAAGUCCGAUCUGGGUCUAUCAGCAAAACUAUUUGACUCACUUCUGCCCCCCAGUACAGAAGAUAGGAAGCUCAGCCCUAGUGUCAUAAAAACAGUAUUCUGGCUUUCCAAAGCCACAGUUCUACGCCUUGCGCCAACAACAACCCAAGUACUGACUUCUAUCUUGUCUCUUCUUUCAUCUUCGGACGAAGUAACAAGUACAACCGCCGCUCGUGGCUUCGCUAUUCUUCUUAGUGACGACGACGUACUUUCUACUACAAAUGGCGCUAAUAUCCGAUUGUUGGCGAAGCAACGUGUUUUUACAACAGUGGUGCCCAUUAUUUCUAGCAAGAUCCGCGAAGUUAACGUCGCUGGUGGUGAUUCUUCUGCACCAGACCAUGUCAAACCAGCAUAUCUGACCGCUUUAUCGGGAAUCCUCUCCACCAUUCAACCGUCUUUGGUGAUGCCAGAGCUUCCAACCUUGCUCCCUCUUCUACUGCAAAGUUUGGACCUCCAAACAGCGGACUCCCAAGCCGUUAGGGCUGCAACCCUCGAAACCCUCGCCGUCAUCAUACGCGAUAAUGGUGUCGCAGUGAUCGACCAAUGUGGCCAUGUUCAGAGCCUCGUCACCCGUUUGUUAAACACAACAGCAUACUCCCCCAAGGCUACUAGUACCGGGCCUGUGAACGGACCGCGGCUGCGUGUUGAUGCCCUGAAAUGCCUUUUCUUGCUGGCCCAGACCCCUAACGCGGAUGCGCCCGCGAUCGCCAGGGCCGGCAAGCUCUCCCCACUUCUACCAGUGAAGAACCAGGUCUUGCGUUCUCUACGGAUGGUCCUUGACGACCCUAAACGAGAUGUUCGUAAAACUGCUGUUGACGCUCGAGGAGCUUGGCUCAGAGGCGUUGAUGAUGCACCUGAGGAGGAGGAUUAGAUGAAUCGCAUCUCAUGUGGCUUUCCAUCUUUUUUCUCCUUUCUUCCAUGAUUUUUGAUAAUGACAAGACUUGAUGGGGUUUCAAGAUAUAUAGAUAUUUGGCGUUGGUCUGAAAAAUAAAAUUGGUCGCUGUUUUGUUUAUAUCAUGAUUAUUGGUCAUGCAACCAAGAUUAGCAUAUUCCAAUAGAUUUAUCAACUUGGGCAACAGGUUUCUUCUUGA